AUGAGCAAGCUAUUCUUUCAAGAUUUCCUAUCCUCUAGAACCAGAUCUAUGUAAGAUAGGAAGAAGAUGGUUAAAACACAACAAGAAAUAGAGAGAAUAAGUGAGAGAAAAAUAAGUGAAACAUUAAAAUCUAACGAACAUAUUGUUGAUGAACUUAGACUGUACAAGAUGAAAUUGGAGAAACAGGUUCAAGAUUAUUAAUAAAAAAAUUUAGAAUUGGUUGAGAAGGUAUCCUAUUUAGAAGUGCAGAAUACAACAUUAUUAUAUGAAUUGGAAACAUCCAAAUUGAAAUUAGAAACUAUUGCUAAUGCAUAAUAGUCAUCAUAAACAUAAUAAAUUAACAUAUUGAAAGAAUAAGUAGAUUCAUUAAUUAAAUAUAAAACUGAGAAUGAAUCCUAUAAGGCAUAAGUGGUAACAUUAAAGAAUGAGAAUUAAAACUAUUAGCAGGAGAUUAAAGAAUUAAUUGAAACGAAUGCCUAAAUCAAAUCUUAAUAUUCGAGUAUAAUGAAAGAAAAUAAGAGAUGCUAAUAAUAGUUGGAUAAUAGUUAAAAUGAAUUCUACAAAUUAUCAGAAAAGUUCAAUCAAUUUGAAUCUAUGUACCAUAGUAAAAUUAAGUAUUAUGAGGAACUCCAAAAAUAGUUUGAGUUAGAAUAACAAAGGGCAAACUUUUAAUAUUAAGAGUUGGUAAGAGAGCUGCAUCUAUUGGAAAAUGAAAAUUAAUAAUUAUAUAAAUAGUUAUAGAUUAGUCAAUUUGAAAAAGAUGAGAAAGAUAAAAAAACAAAGGAUGAAUAGAAUUAAUUAAAAUUGGAAUUACACAAAAUUUAAGAUGAAAAUAAAAUAUUAGAGAAAUCACACAGGACUUUAAAAAUAGAAAAAAAAGUUAUUUAUGACAAUUAGAAUCAAAAUAAAUAGAAAAUCAAUAAGUUGGAGUAAGACUUAAAUUAGAAGGAUCAAAUAAUAAAAUAAAUGGAAUAAGAGUUACAAGAAAAGGUUUUGAUAAUUCAUUAACUUGAAAACAUUGCUUAUGGAUUAAAGUAGAGUGCUUAGGAAGGGAAAGAAAAUACUAAUUAAACAUUAUUAUAAUAUAAGGAUUUAAUGAAGGAAUGUGACUAGCUGGAACAACAAAUAGCAAGAUUAGAAUAGGAUAAUGAUAUUGUAAAAAAGGAAUAUGAAUAGGUGUUGUAUGAAUUAAAGGAUACCCAACAAGAAAAUAGGUAAUUAUAAGAAAGAAAUGCUUUACUUAUCAAGGAUAACUAAUAAAUAUAGAUUGAGAACACUGGUUUAUAAAUGGAGAUUCAGAACUUAAAUUAAAGAGUUGCAGAAUUAUAAUCAUAUGCAGUUGAAUUUUAAAGGGAACUUAAAGAUCAUAUAGAAUAAUAAAGUAAAAUAAAUUAAUAAAGAUCUUUUUAAAACUCUCAAUAUCUGUAGAAUUCUGCGACUUUAAGUAAUCAAAGAAAUAGUUAUAAUUCAAUACAAAGAGGCACAGAUGACUCUCAAGCCAUGGGCAAUCAAUCACCCUUAUCGAAUUAGACCAAUACAGUGAACCAAUUAAAAAAGUUAGUUAAAUAAUAAUGUGUAGAAGGAAACCCAAAUCUUGGUCAAUAAUCUAUUGAGAAUACAAAAAGACACCAAGCAAGAACUGAUCAUUUUUCCAAUUCAAGUAAACUAUAAACUGAUAGGUAAUUUGAUGAUCAUUCGAAAGAAAAUUGCUUAUAAAUUUUAUAGGACAAAUACUAUGCUUUAAGGAACAGAAUUUACGAAUAAAAAAAAUGA
Messenger RNA from Paramecium tetraurelia, 1773 nucleotides. RefSeq lists its product as uncharacterized. The transcript has 3 exons. The record is from RefSeq and is a predicted model, not a curated record. NCBI's taxonomy places the organism in Eukaryota, Ciliophora, Oligohymenophorea, Peniculida, Parameciidae.